AUGAGCGCUACACAUCAUUCUGCGACAGACAGUGCUAACGAGAACUUGUCAAUAAGAGACACGGAAUUUUUCACGAACGAUUUUCAACAGAACACAGGUUUCGAGUACGAGUUCACAAAAGUAACGAACGACAAGACAAACCGCGCCGCAUCAGCGCCUACGCACUACGGUAAAUGGUACGGUAAGAAACAUUCGAGCAGGGCUCGGUUGGAGACGUCGUCUUUCGGCUUUUACCGUACGAGAUCACUGCUCAGCGAGAACCACCGCUCUGCUGUCUUCCCUGGACACAAACAAGACGGCGUUCUUCUUGUUGGUUGGCGAAAGCAACACCACCGGACGAUCGAACUUUUCGACCAAAAGCAUGGGUCAAGAGGGAAAGAAGAAAACGGGGCGCUAGGAGAUGUGCAACUGCGUCUUCUCCUUCCGACCAACUCGGCGUCAGAGAAUUUCUUCGUUUGUCCCUCGCCGACACAUCAGCAAAGUGCGAUGUGCCAAAUGCACAUGCGUCGCUCACACGAAAAAGUGUUGGCGCAUCAGUCUCUGACAGGGCGCAGCCACGUGACACAGCCAGUACAUUCGCUGAACUACAGCCAAACACCGUCUACGGCAUUCACUGGUAGACUUGGAGGGAGAAAACUGGAUGAAUAA
Soboliphyme baturini is the source of this 648-nucleotide messenger RNA. Lineage: Eukaryota; Metazoa; Nematoda; Enoplea; Dioctophymatida; Soboliphymatidae. The record is from the annotation of a GenBank genome assembly.